Messenger RNA from Physella acuta, 600 nucleotides. RefSeq names its product integumentary mucin C.1-like. Lineage: Eukaryota; Metazoa; Mollusca; Gastropoda; Physidae. The record is from RefSeq and is a predicted model, not a curated record.
AUGUCAUCCACAACUACCACAACUACCACAACAACACAUACAACAUCCACACCAACAACUACUACAACAACAGAAACACAAGCGCCUACCACCACUACACCUAUACCCACUGCUACAACCACAGAAAUACCGUGUACCGACACAGACACCCAACCGCCUACAACCACAGAAAUACCUUGUACCACCACAGACACGCAACGGCCUACAACCACCACCUUCGGACCCACCACCACAACCACUCCAGCAACUACCCCAACAACCACUCCAACAACUACCCCAACAACCACUCAAACAACUACCCCAACAACCACUCCAGCAACUACCCCAACAACCACUCAAACAACUACCCCAACAACCACUCCAACAACUACCCCAACAACCAGUCGAAGAACUACGUCUACGACAGAAAGGAGUCGCCAUGAUACGGACAGUGGGGAAGACGCGAGUAGACCGUCUCACAGACAUUCCCAAAAAGCAUCCAAGCCUUCUCUCCCCAAACCUAAGGAACGUUUUUUCCAAGUGAAACAGAUCAAUUCACAUUCGAUUUCCCAGGCCUUUCAACAAGUCUUCAAACCUAAGCCAAACUCCAGACACGGGUAG